Messenger RNA from Maudiozyma saulgeensis, 987 nucleotides. The record is from the annotation of a GenBank genome assembly. Lineage: Eukaryota; Fungi; Ascomycota; Saccharomycetes; Saccharomycetales; Saccharomycetaceae.
AUGUCUGCUCUAGUUACUUUGAAUAAUGGUUUAAAAAUGCCUUUAGUUGGUCUGGGUUGUUGGAAGAUCCCAAAUAAGGUAUGUGCCGAACAAGUGUAUGACGCUAUUAAACUGGGUUACCGUCUGUUUGAUGGUGCUACCGAUUACGGUAAUGAAGUCGAAGUUGGUCAAGGUAUUAGAAGAGCCAUUGAUGAAAAAAUCGUUACCAGAGCCGAUUUAUUUGUUGUUUCCAAGUUAUGGAACUCAUUCCAUCAUCCAGAACAUGUAAAAAUAAAUGUUAAGAGAAAUUUGAAGGAUUUGGGUCUAGAUUAUUUAGAUCUUUACUAUAUCCAUUUCCCAAUUGCUUUCAAAUAUGUUCCAAUCGAAGAAAAAUAUCCACCAGGGUUUUAUUCUGGUGUUAAAGAAGAAGCACAAGGUAUCAUUGGUACGGAAAAUGUUAGUUUAGCUGAUACUUAUCAUGCUAUGGAAGCAUUAGUAGAUGAAGGUUUAAUCAAAUCUAUUGGUAUUUCGAAUUACAAUGGUGGUUUAGUUCAAGAUGUUUUGAACUAUUGUAAAAUUAAACCCGUAGCUUUACAAAUUGAACAUCAUCCAUACUUGACUCAACCUCAUUUGACUGAAUUUUGUAAAUUACAUCAAAUUCAAGUGGUUGCUUAUUCCUCUUUUGGUCCUCAAUCGUACGUUGAAUUGAAAUCUGAUGUUGCCCUUGAAACCGUUCCAUUAUUUGAACAUCCAACUGUUAAGAAGAUUGCUGUGGCACAUGGUUCCAACAUCACCACAUCUCAAGUUUUGUUAAGAUGGGCUACACAACAGGGUGUUGCAAUCAUUCCAAAAUCAUCUAAGAAGGAAAGAUUAGUUGCAAAUUUGAAGAUUGAUGAGGCUUUAACAUUGACCGAUGAUGAAUUAAGACAAAUAAACGAUUUAAACAAAAAUCUAAGAUUUAAUGAUCCAUGGGACUGGAUGAAUAUGAAGUUCCCAAUCUUUGCGUAG